Messenger RNA from Phaedon cochleariae (mustard beetle), 516 nucleotides. Lineage: Eukaryota; Metazoa; Arthropoda; Insecta; Coleoptera; Chrysomelidae. The record is from the annotation of a GenBank genome assembly.
AUGUUGAUAUGUGAUGAUAUUCCUAAAAGCAAUGUGAUAAUUUCACCUGAUAUAGGCUUAUCGAUAUCAGAACACACUAGAUCUUUAACUACCACUGCAGCUCUUCUAGCUAUUCAAAGGAUAAAAGACACAUCCCUAUCUAUCACAAGAACAGCCAGAUUCGAUCCUUCGUCCAGCAAACCGACACCUGUCACCGUCAACAACAACAACAUUUACGAGGAGGAAAAAGCGCCGGAAGUGACGAUACGACGGAGGAAGAUACACAGAUGCGACGUUGCCGGCUGUCACAAAGUGUACACGAAAAGUUCGCAUCUGAAGGCCCACAAAAGGACGCAUACAGGUGAAAAGCCGUACCAGUGCUCAUGGGAGGGUUGCACGUGGAAAUUCGCUAGAUCGGACGAACUCACCAGGCACUACAGAAAACACACCGGUCAAAAACCGUUUAGCUGUCACUUGUGUCAGAGAUCUUUCAGCAGAUCCGAUCACCUGUCGCUGCACAUGAAAAGGCACAUUUAA